AUGGCGUUGGCAAACAAUGCAAGAAAAGCCGAGGACAGACAGGCAGACUUUGAGGAGAUAGACAGCGAAUAUAAGACAAUGGGUCUGCGUAUCUUGCAGAUGCUCGAUGAUCGCAUCGAUGACCACCUCGACCAGCAGAGAAUCGAAGCGAUAAAGCAGGCUUCUCGAAACACGCAGCCUACCUCCACCACUUCCUCAUCCGCCGCAAAUGACGCGUACACCGGCAGUAAAAGUUAA
Didymosphaeria variabile is the source of this 237-nucleotide messenger RNA. RefSeq lists its product as uncharacterized. Lineage: Eukaryota; Fungi; Ascomycota; Dothideomycetes; Pleosporales; Didymosphaeriaceae. The record is from RefSeq and is a predicted model, not a curated record. The transcript is spliced from 2 exons. Bases 1 to 237 code for a protein of 78 amino acids.